GUAUUUUUAGUAGAGACGGGGGUUUCACCAUGUUAGCCAGGAUGGUCUCGACCUCCUGACCUUGUGAUCCACCCGCCUCGGUCUCCCAAAAUGCUGGGCUUACAGGCGUGAGCCACCGCGCCCGGCCGCCCGGCGUAAUUUUUGUAUUUUUAAUAGAAAUGGGGGUUUCACAAUGUUGCCCAGACUGGUCUCGAACUCCUGAUGUCAAGUGAUCCGCCUGUCUCCGCCUCCUAAAGUGCUGGAAUUACACCCGUGAGCCAUCGCGCCCGAACCCUAUUGUAAAUUUUAAGUCUCAGGCGUUUGCCAGCGGCACGCCAGAGUAUAGCCUGCGCGGAGGCCCAGAAACCAAAGAGCGAGCUCAUUCCGGGAUUGGAGAGAAGUGAAAGCUUCCCGGAGGAAGUGGUGCCUAAGCUGUGCUCUGAUUCACGUUUAGAAGCUGACCAGACAAAGAGAGAAUUUUGUAGCCACCUUGGCUAAUGGGAUGAGCCUCCAGCCGCCUCUUGAAGAAGUGUCCUGUGGCCAGGCGGAAAGCAGUGAGAAGCCCAACGCUGAGGACAUGACAUCCAAAGAUUACUACUUUGACUCCUACGCACACUUUGGCAUCCACGAGGAGAUGCUGAAGGACGAGGUGCGCACCCUCACUUACCGCAACUCCAUGUUUCAUAACCGGCACCUCUUCAAGGACAAGGUGGUGCUGGACGUCGGCUCGGGCACCGGCAUCCUCUGCAUGUUCGCUGCCAAGGCCGGGGCCCGCAAGGUCAUCGGGAUCGAGUGUUCCAGUAUCUCUGAUUAUGCGGUGAAGAUCGUCAAAGCCAACAAGUUAGACCACGUGGUGACCAUCAUCAAGGGGAAGGUGGAGGAGGUGGAGCUCCCGGUGGAGAAGGUGGACAUCAUCAUCAGCGAGUGGAUGGGCUACUGCCUCUUCUACGAGUCCAUGCUCAACACCGUGCUCUAUGCCCGGGACAAGUGGCUGGCGCCCGAUGGCCUCAUCUUCCCAGACCGGGCCACGCUGUAUGUGACGGCCAUCGAGGACCGGCAGUACAAAGACUACAAGAUCCACUGGUGGGAGAACGUGUAUGGCUUCGACAUGUCUUGCAUCAAAGAUGUGGCCAUUAAGGAGCCCCUAGUGGAUGUCGUGGACCCCAAACAGCUGGUCACCAACGCCUGCCUCAUAAAGGAGGUGGACAUCUACACCGUCAAGGUGGAAGACCUGACCUUCACCUCCCCGUUCUGCCUGCAAGUGAAGCGGAAUGACUACGUGCACGCCCUGGUGGCCUACUUCAACAUCGAGUUCACACGCUGCCACAAGAGGACUGGCUUCUCCACCAGCCCCGAGUCCCCGUACACGCACUGGAAGCAGACGGUGUUCUACAUGGAGGACUACCUGACCGUGAAGACGGGCGAGGAGAUCUUCGGCACCAUCGGCAUGCGGCCCAACGCCAAGAACAACCGGGACCUGGACUUCACCAUCGACCUGGACUUCAAGGGCCAGCUGUGCGAGCUGUCCUGCUCCACCGACUACCGGAUGCGCUGAGGCCCGGCUCUCCUGCCCUGCACGGGCCCAGGGGCUGAGCGUUCCUAGGCGGUUUCGGGGCUCCCCCUUCCUCUCCCUCCCUCCCGCAGAAGGGGGUUUUAGGGGCCUGGGCUGGGGGGAUGGGGAGGGCACAUCGUGACUGUGUUUUUCAUAACUUAUGUUUUUAUAUGGUUGCAUUUACGCCAAUAAAUCCUCAGCUGGG
Molecule: messenger RNA, 1736 nt
Organism: Pan troglodytes (chimpanzee)
Lineage: Eukaryota; Metazoa; Chordata; Mammalia; Primates; Hominidae
Gene: PRMT1
Product: protein arginine methyltransferase 1
Exons: 12
Coding region: 482-1534 (350 amino acids)
Biological process (GO): peptidyl-arginine methylation, to asymmetrical-dimethyl arginine; chromatin remodeling
Cellular component (GO): nucleus
Molecular function (GO): protein-arginine omega-N asymmetric methyltransferase activity; histone methyltransferase activity; protein-arginine omega-N monomethyltransferase activity
Source: RefSeq, a predicted model, not a curated record